AGGAAAGUCUGGCAACAGUUUCACCAGCUGUUUAAUUUUUUUCGAUUUUUAGCUCAAUUAUUUUUGAGAUUUGUGGUUUUUAUCCACUGUUUUUGUUAAAAACAUUCAUUGCAAAAUCUAGCAAAUAUGUCUAAAAUAUUAAAAGCUUCGACCGGCUUAACAGGCAUGGCUGUGGCCAUUAAUCCCCAUCAUACCUUAAGUGCUCUGUAUGGUAAAAUCUUAAGAGCCGUAGCUAAGAUGCCUCAAGAUGCUGCCUACCGCAAAUACACUGAACAAAUUGUACAACAACGAGCAAAAAUUGUCCAAACCAACAAGGACCUCAACGCUUUGGAAAAAGCCAUUGGAUGCGGUCAAGUUGAAGAAUUGAUUGUACAAGCUGAAAAUGAAUUGGUAUUGGCACGUAAAAUGUUGGGCUGGAAACCUUGGGAAAAAUUGGCACAACCUAUUCCCAACAAACAGUGGGAUUGGCCACCAGCUAAAAUUACUGAACCCAAAAUUUAAAUUAUAAAAAUGUUUAAAUAAAUUGUUUAGAAAUUA
Molecule: messenger RNA, 537 nt
Organism: Calliphora vicina (urban bluebottle blowfly)
Lineage: Eukaryota; Metazoa; Arthropoda; Insecta; Diptera; Calliphoridae
Gene: ND-13B
Product: NADH dehydrogenase (ubiquinone) subunit ND-13B
Exons: 3
Coding region: 127-501 (124 amino acids)
Biological process (GO): respiratory electron transport chain
Source: RefSeq, a predicted model, not a curated record